CACGCCUUAUCGAUAGGUAUCGAUAGGGCCGAUACGGGCGAGACCGAGGCCGAUGACUUGAGCAAUCACUGAUGACUUCACCGAGUUUUGUGUAAUCUCCAACUCGCCCAACUACCACCUCAUCCCAACACCCUCCCUUGAUUCUGCUCUCGGUGUGAAUUGGGUUUUACUCGGGAAUGCAGACUGCCUGACAUCCAUUCCCAUCGUGACCGUUCCGGAACGGGCGGUUUUGCCUCAACUUUCGGCCGAUCGUGAACCCUGCGGAGAAAUCUUCCACCCCGACUGUUGACGACUCUUUCUCUCCGAUAUCGAAGGUUUCUUCUCUACACAUACACACUCUUGCAACUCCUGCCCACCGCCAGUUGAUCUGGCGUGAGAUUGGGCGCCGAAGCCAUGUCGAACAACAGCGCGUAUGCGGUGCCGCAGGUGAAGAAGACUAGCAACUCCACAUCAUCAAAAACGGUCUUCCACUUCGCCGCCGGCCUUUGCUCUGGCCUUACCUCCUCCAUCCUCCUUCAGCCAGCCGAUCUUCUCAAGACCCGGGUCCAGCAAUCCGGGAAAGCCCACGCGCUCCUCCCAACCCUCAAAACUAUUCUCUUCUCUCCACAUCCUAUCCGUAGCCUAUGGCGUGGAACGCUUCCCUCUGCCAUUCGCACGGGAUUCGGGUCUGCCCUCUACUUCACCAGUCUAAAUGCCCUGCGCCAGACGAUCGCCCAGGCCAAUUCUCCUCUCGUCCUAUCAAACACAUCAGCCACCGGCAAAUCCUCCUCCGCUCUUCCCAAACUUUCUAAUAUGGCCAACCUGGCUACGGGUGCUGUCGCUCGCGUCGCCGCAGGAUUCGUGAUGAUGCCCGUUACCGUCCUCAAGGUGCGCUAUGAGUCAGACUUCUACGCCUACCGCAGUCUCUGGGGCGCGGGCCGCGAUAUCGUACGUACCGAGGGCAUGCGCGGUCUCUUUGCGGGCUUUGGCGCCACGGCAGCUCGAGACGCCCCCUAUGCCGGCCUUUACGUACUUCUCUACGAGCAGCUAAAACGCCGUCUUGCAUCAAUGACCACGACGAACCCCGACGGGACCGCUCCGGCAGGCGUGUCCUCGUCUUCUAUCAACUUUGUCUCCGGUGCCUCGGCAGCCGGUCUUGCCACCGCUAUCACAAACCCCUUCGACGCCGUCAAAACACGACUGCAACUGAUGCCCGCCAAAUACGGCAACAUGGUCCGGGCAGUACGCUUAAUGAUUCGCGAGGACGGCAUGCGUAGUCUCUUCGGUGGACUGGGCCUGCGUAUGACUCGCAAAGCAUUGAGCUCUGCGCUGGCCUGGACGGUCUAUGAGGAACUCAUCCUCCGCGCCGAGAAGCGCUGGGCGGCGAAUCACCAGAUGAGUUUGUAGAAUGGAACCUAGGACCUCUGCCUCACUCUCAACUGAGACACGACAACAACCCUGCCCCAAUUCUGUAUUAUUAGCUUUCAUCUCCAAAUCUCCACUUGCGGGUCUAUCCUGCAGAUGCAUCGCGCACGCACCCUUGCGUCGAGUCCUACCCCAAUAGGGCUUUUUUCCUUCACGAUUUACGCUUUUAGAGUUGACAGCUGCACGAUGCAGCUCGUACGAAGACUAUUUGAGAUUUCAAAUUCAACAACGUGGCUAUGGACCUAAUGUCCACCUAUGGAAAAAUCCGACUGAGACUGAUCCGUCUCAAAACGAAGACACGCCUGUCUACGGCAAAGUAGUGUUUCAUCAAGAAGGCAUACAUUCGGUGAUAUGUUUGGAUACAUAGAACAGAGUGGGGAACAAAUGCAAUCGACAUGGCAUGGGAUAAAACAUUCAUCAAGCAAAAGAGGGUCAAAGUCAUCAAACUCGUGUCUCGUUACUGUACCCCUCUCACGGGUGACAACCAGCUUCGAGAAGUCUGGCCAAAAAAAAAUCUCAACUCAAAUAAUGAAAGAACAAAUUCAACAGGCAUGAUCUGGGUCUCGUAGUAAAAAGCGCGAAAAUGUCAAAAUAAUGAAGAAAAAAAGAAACCGAUACGAAAGAAAAGAGAGCAAUGACUCGUCCAACUGAUCCAACUCAUUUUGGUUGGGGGGUAUGGGUGUGAACUGAGUGCGGCGAAACGCUUUAUGCGAAGAUGCGCAGCCGUCGGCUCGGGCUCUUCUUCCGAACCAGAUACAUCUUGUCUUUGUUGCGGUCGUUGAUCUUGAGUUCGGUGGUGGAGCUGGAGGUUUGGGCGACCAGCUUGCCUUCGCGGAUACGGCGGGUGUGGGCGAAGAGCUCUUCUUGGAAGUCUUCGGUAACCCAGCGCUUGAUGAUGAUGUAGUUGCUAUCGCGCUAGAGAGAGAAGAGAGAUAUGGUCAGCAAUGGGAGACGUACAGUGUGUUGUGAUCUUAGAUCAUGCUU
This is a messenger RNA of Penicillium brasilianum, 2388 nucleotides long. Lineage: Eukaryota; Fungi; Ascomycota; Eurotiomycetes; Eurotiales; Aspergillaceae. The record is from the annotation of a GenBank genome assembly.